AUGGCGCUGGCCACCAGCGGUCUGGAGCACACGGUCAAGGUCUGGACGCCGCACGCCAGGCGGCCGACGGACAUGAGCGGGCUCGAGGCCGUGACGUCGCGCAACGCCACCACCCUGCAGCACUCCAGCGCCUGGCUGGUGAACGUGCUGAUGGAGCACCGCAUUCGCAGCCUGAUGAGGCAUCGGCGCAUGUACGGGAACCGUGCCGCUGCUGCUGGCGGCGUCGGAGAUGCUGCUGCUGCUGCUGCUGCCGAUAUGCUCGCCAGAGGCGAUGAGGACGACAGCGACGACGAGAAUGGCCCGGGCAUCAACUGUGUUCAAGCCUAGCGACGUCCGUGCCGGUCUCGCCUCGUUGUAUAGCUACAGCUGCGACCGUUUUCUGCUGACCAUGUUCUGCUGACCGCUCUGUGUCGGCUGCCAGAGGUACUCACUGACACGUUUCACCGCAUCCACAACCACCUCACCUGACCUGGCCUUUCGUGCCAUUGCCCGUCGUGUCAUUGCCCGUCAUGUCUCUACUGUCUGCAUCGCUGAGGCUAUCUGUCGUGUUGCUCCUGCUGCUGCUUCUUGUUGUGCUCGCUGCUGGCCUCUAGUAGUCCUGCAGGUGUCUCCAGGAAUAUCACGUAUGUAAACUGACUCUGUGGUCUUUGCUGUCGCUGCUGUGGCAGUUGCUGCUGGUAUUGUUGUAGAGAAUAGGAUAGUUGACAUCAUGGCCAAACCAUCGCUUGUCGAUCCGAAUUGCCAGCCUGACAACGUAGUCCACGAGUUUAGUACUAGUUUGUGUGAACGAACAGCUAUGACACUCGCAGCUUGUUGUGCUGUUUUUAGUAGUGUUCUUUUUUAUAUCCUUUUUUUUAGCCACGCUGUACAUUGUACAUGUACCGUGCCACAUAUAUGGCCCAUACGGUGCCCUUCAUUCAGAUCAAGAGCGUUUUAUCAUUUGAAGUUUUAUGCACACUGGCAAAUAUCAGCUUUUCUCACACUUUUGUUCCUGGCACGAACACAUUAGCGGCAAACUAGAGGUAAUAGCUUUCUCUAGCGCUUAUCUUUUUGUCUUACUUAUGUCUGGGUCCCCCACUACCAGCACACCAGCUACCUGACGAUCUCCCGUGGAGUGAAGCUCGGGGUUUUUACUACACGUGUUGUGUGUCCUUAUGGUGUGUAUUUUCUUACAUUGUUUCCAAUUUUAACAAUGUGUGUCCACGUCAGCAGCUUCUCUUUACUCUUUUUUUAUGUGUCUGCCCUGCGUACGUGCGUGUCCGAUGUCGUUUCACCGUGUGUGUGUGUGUGCGUGUGUGUGUGUGUGUGUGCACUGUGUGGAGUCUGUUUCCUGCUAUACCCGGUUUACUCUGCUGCUUGAGUCAUCUAUAACUAACUGUCACCAUACUCUCUCGUUGUCUGCUUUCCUGUAUUUUCGUGGGUUCUGUUUCUGGGUGCUAGUAUGUAUGUGUCAAAUCCUAUUCUCUCUUUUACUCCCGCUGCUGUGUUCUUUUGCUCCGCUGCCCUGGCUACCGCUGCCUUUGAACAUACUUUCGAUAUCUGGAUUUUUUUACUCUUUUUCCUGUUGUAUUGCUGUGACCAUUGUUAUUGUGCACACGCUCAUAAUCAUGGUAUCAUACCGUA
Sycon ciliatum is the source of this 1623-nucleotide messenger RNA. Its product is annotated as DDB1- and CUL4-associated factor 8-like. The coding region runs from base 1 to 327 and encodes 108 amino acids. NCBI's taxonomy places the organism in Eukaryota, Metazoa, Porifera, Calcarea, Leucosolenida, Sycettidae. The record is from RefSeq and is a predicted model, not a curated record. The transcript has a single exon.